GCCGCACGUGGGAGGGCGCGGGCAGAGCCGGCCGCCGCAGCUGCUGUCGCCUCCACUAGGCCGCCACGCGGCUUCCCGGCGCCCCGCUUCCCCCUCACCAAACCCGAGGACAACGCGCUCGCCGCCGCCGUCGCCUCUCGGCGCUCCCAUGAUCGCCCAGUGCCUUUCGGCUGUGCGAGGCCUCCACAGAGUUGGUGGUUCCAGGAUUUUAUUGAGAAUGACUUUAGGAAGAGAAGUGAUUUCUCCUCUUCAGGCAAUGUCUUCCUACACUGCAGCUGGUAGAAAUGUUUUAAGGUGGGAUCUUUCACCAGAGCAAAUCAAAACAAGAACUGAGGAGCUCAUUGCACAGACCAAACAGGUGUAUGAUUCUAUUGGCAUGCUGGACGUUGAGGAAGUAACUUACGAGAACUGUUUGCAGGCCCUGGCAGAUGUAGAGGUGAAGUAUAUAGUGGAGCGAACCAUGCUAGACUUUCCCCAGCACGUCUCCUCUGACAAAGAAGUACGAGCAGCAAGUACAGAAGCGGACAAAAAACUCUCUCGCUUUGAUAUCGAGAUGAGCAUGAGAGAAGAUAUCUUUCUGAGAAUUGUUCAUUUAAAGGAGACCUGUGAUCUGGGGAAGAUAAAGCCUGAAGCCCGACGAUACUUGGAAAAAUCAGUUAAAAUGGGAAGAAGGAAUGGGCUCCAUCUUCCAGAACAAGUACAAAAUGAAAUCAAAGCAAUGAAGAAAAGAAUGAGUGAACUAUGCAUUGACUUUAACAAAAACCUCAAUGAGGAUGAUACCUUCCUUGUAUUUUCCAAGGCUGAACUUGGUGCUCUUCCUGAUGAUUUCAUUGACAGUUUAGAAAAGACAGAUGAUGACAAGUAUAAAAUUACCUUAAAAUACCCACACUAUUUUCCUGUCAUGAAGAAAUGUUGUAUCCCUGAAACCAGAAGGAAGAUGGAAAUGGCUUUUAAUACAAGAUGCAAAGAGGAAAACACCAUAAUCCUGCAGCAGCUACUUCCACUGCGAGCCAAAGUAGCCAAACUGCUGGGCUACAGCACGCAUGCUGACUUUGUUCUUGAAAUGAACACUGCGAAGAGUACAAGCCGUGUAACUGCCUUUCUAGAUGAUUUAAGCCAGAAAUUAAAACCCUUGGGUGAGGCAGAACGAGAGUUCAUUUUAAAUUUGAAGAAAAAGGAAUGUGAAGAGAGAGGUUUUGAAUACGAUGGGAGAAUCAAUGCCUGGGAUCUUCAUUACUACAUGACUCUGACAGAAGAACUCAAGUACUCUGUAGACCAAGAGAUCCUCAAGGAAUACUUCCCAAUUGAAGUGGUCACUGAAGGCUUACUGAACAUCUACCAGGAGCUGUUGGGACUUUCAUUUGAGCAGGUGACGGAUGCUCAUGUUUGGAAUCAAAGUGUUACACUCUACACUGUGAAGGAUAAAGCUUCAGGAGAAGUAUUAGGACAGUUCUACUUGGACCUCUAUCCAAGGGAAGGGAAAUACAACCACGCAGCCUGCUUUGGUCUCCAGCCCGGCUGCCUCCUGCCUGAUGGGAGCCGCAUGAUGUCCGUGGCUGCCCUUGUGGUGAACUUCUCGCAGCCACUGGCAGGUCGGCCCUCUCUCCUGAGGCAUGAUGAGGUGAGGACUUACUUCCAUGAAUUUGGGCAUGUCAUGCAUCAGAUCUGUGCACAGACAGAUUUUGCAAGAUUUAGUGGAACAAAUGUGGAAACUGACUUUGUAGAGGUGCCAUCACAAAUGCUUGAAAAUUGGGUGUGGGACAUUGAUUCCCUCCGAAGACUGUCAAAACAUUAUAAAGAUGGAAGCCCUAUUACGGAUGAUCUUCUUGAAAAACUUGUUGCUUCUAGACUGGUCAACACAGGUCUCCUGACCUUACGCCAGAUUGUUUUGAGCAAAGUUGAUCAGUCUCUCCAUACCAUCACAUCGCUGGAUGCUGCAAACGAAUAUGCCAAAUAUUGCACAGAAAUCUUAGGUGUUGCAGCUACUCCAGGCACAAAUAUGCCGGCUACUUUUGGGCAUUUGGCAGGCGGAUAUGAUGGCCAAUAUUAUGGAUACCUUUGGAGUGAAGUAUUUUCCACGGACAUGUUUUACAGCUGCUUUAAGAAAGAAGGGAUAAUGAAUCCAGAGGUUGGAAUGAAAUACAGAAACCUAAUCCUGAAACCUGGGGGAUCUCUGGACGGCAUGGACAUGCUCCAGAAUUUCUUGAAACGUGAGCCAAACCAAAAAGCGUUCCUAAUGAGCAGAGGCCUGCAUGCCCCAUAAACGUGGGAUCUUUGGGAGCAGUCCAUGUCUGGAGGACAAGUCGACAUCACCAUGUGUUACUGGCCUGGAAACUGAAGGGAGUUUUGCAAAUGAAAAUGUAGGUUUCCAUUGACUUCCUUUUGCUUUUUGAUUUGAAAAAUUAUACAGAUGUAAAUGGAAUUAUAAAUACUGUGAGCUAAGAAAAGACCCAUUAGAAAAUAAUUGUACUAUAAAAUUUCAUAAAAAUGGAUUUGAUUUCUUUUUAUAAAAGUUUCAUAUGAAGGUAAUUUGAUUUUUUUACUAUUGUAAUCUAGAUAAUAUAAUGUAAGAGGGCUAAGAAUUUUUUAAUUGAAUCAUGUACAUUAUAUAAUUUGAUCCUUCUUAUAUCUUGAAGUUUUGUACUUGGGAUUUCUGAACUGAUAAAUGAAUCAUCACGUUCCUCGAUAAAUAUUUUCUUGGAGCCCUGCAUCCACUUUGCCACUAUCUCCCAGUAAAGUGUGACCUCUUUGCCCACACACCUCAGGGCCAGGGGACUAUGCUUCAGUAAUGCAUUUAUCUUUGUAUUUCAGGCCUCACGAUCCCCAACUUUCUGCCACACUUAAAUGAUGUUCUUCCAAUUGGUUUUGUCUCUUCUGUCUGACUUCCAAAAAAUUAUGAGUUUUAGCUGAAACGGUCGAAUGGAUAUUGCAAGUUUUUACAUCUUGUAUUAGAGAAUUUUGCGUCUCGGAUUGGAGGUUCAUUUCCACUUCAGCAUACAAGAUUGUCAGUCUUUCCGCAUAUUUGCCAAUUAGAACAUGAAAGCAAGUCCAAGGAUGUUUUUCUCUUCUCAUGUUUCUAAUAAGUGGUAGGGACUUCGCCUCCUCUGCUGCCCCCCUCACCCCGCGUGGCAGGUAGAUAACGUCACAAGUGUCCGUUCAGCGUGUCCUGGGAGGAGAGCUGCAGCAGACCCAGGGCGUGAAGAAUGCGGAAAGCCCAGGAGUGGAGUGGGUUCUGCACAGACGUGUGGGAGGACAGCUGCUCCAAAGUGUCAGGCGUGCUCACACUCAGCCCUGGGGAGGGGCUCGGCCACAGCCUACCUUGUCUGGUGAUUUUACGUGAACCUUCGGAGCUCUUUAACUGUUUACUGUGGGCCUAAACUCCAGUUCUGCAGCAGCCCAGGAAACUCGCUGUACUUAUUUUCCCUCUAGGGGUCUACUCAGUGAGGAAACCAAACUAGGAUAAUUAAAAAAAAAUUUUUUUUAAUUAAAAAACUAACUUUGAGUGUAUGCAUUCUGCAUAGGACUUCCAGUUGUUCCCCUGUGUGUACCUGAGGUUUGACUUUGCUCGCCAGGGACAAAAUGAGAACCUUUUCCUUCUCCAGGACAAAGUGGACUUUGUGCUAACUAAACAAAUAUCAUGCUGCGGAGUAAAAGUGCCAACAGCAGGAAAAACCAAGAGCUAUAGCAACGCAGGAGAAAAUUCAAAGAUUAUUAUUGCCAAGCAAAUACCUUAUUAAACAUCACAGAAAAUCCCCCCACCCACCCAUCCCCAAGACAGUUGCCUGGCCCUCUCUCCCCCACGCUCAUUCAGCAUCACCACCUCGGGUCCCUAAAGCUGUUUUUUUGGUCUUAGCAACUUAUGGUACUUUCCUCUUUUUUUUUUUUUUUCCCAGAAUGUUCUGUUUUCUAGUUUCAGACAAAAACUCUCUUCAGCUUUUUCUACUGCCCAGUGCAUCUCGUUAACAAUAACUUUCUCAUUUUAAAUCUUAACUUAUUUCACAUGGGAAAACUAAUACUUGAUGUGACUAAGACUGCACACAAUAAAGUUACAUUACUGUCACAAGAAUGAAUUCACAUUUCCUUCAUACUUCAAUGUUAAAACUGAAAUGCAUAACAGAACAGAAGUGCUGUGGUAGUCUUUGUAUUUAGGACCCACAUCCCAUAUUUAAAAUCUGCCAAAGAAGAGCGACAAUAUCAAGUAGUCAUCAAGAAAACAUUCCCUACCGUAAUUCAAAACUAAGGACCUAUUUUUUAAAGCCUUUUUGGAUGGGCUGUUCAUCUGCUUGUUCCUUGUUUCUAGAUCAGAGCACAGAGUGUUGGUGGCUGUUCUGAAUGGUGUAAACAACUGUAAAAAAAAAUUAUAAUUAACCAACCUACACUUUAGAUUUAUGAACUAAGAUGCAUAUAGUAAAGUCUUUCUUGGUUAUCGAUCCAGCAGAUUUGGGCCUGUUUCAGGUUUUCCAGUAGUUGUUAUGUCACUGAGGGCAAGUUCUUAAACAUCUUAGGUGAAAAUGUAGUAGGCCUGAUUCCUAAAGGUUCAAUUUUAAGAUGCCACAGAGAAGAGAAAGAGGAGUCCUAAUGUGAUGCCGUCUAAUAUAGAUUUUUUUUUCUCCUCUAGUAUAAAUGUUGCAUGUUACCUAGAUAGAGAACUAAAAAUUAUCUUGAAGAAUUAGCACCCAAGCUAUUUACACCAAAAUCCUGCCUUUCUGAACUUCUGCGGUGACAGGUAGGUAUCUGCAGCUCUUUGGACUUGACAGACUGCUUUGUGUAAGAAACCAAAAUCAAGAAAAUAGCUCUUAAAAAAAAUGAUAGGAUUUUGUACUUGCACUUUGUAUUUACCUUAAUUAGUAGGGAAUGACUUAACUUUCUACUUUGCCACUUUGCCUUUGGCCUUUGUGUAUGAAUGAGGGUGUACAGCGAUCCUGCCUGCUCCCCACCAGUGAGCCUGCUAGCAUUUUUCAUUUUUUUCCUUUUCUAUCAUGCACAAGAAGUACUUUUCAUGCUUGGAGAAAAUUGCAUUAAAAUACUAAUCCCCCAAAUUGGGUUUAGGUAGAGUUAGCUGAGCCCCAAAGAGUGUUAAAAGAGAAACCUUAUCCCCUCUGACCAGAUGCAACGACCAAAGCUUUGUUCUUUCCCCAACACAGCACUGUUACACAGUUAUGUGUCUCUUCUGAAAUUGGAUAGCCCCUCGAAAUUGAAUGUACCUUCUCUUAUGACUGUUUGGUGAGAAUAAAAGCAAAAAAAGAUAAACAUGCUUUCAUUUUCUUUUUUUCUUUUUCUUUUUUUUGGUGGGAGGAGGUAAUUAGGUUUACUUAUUUCUUUCUUUCUUAAUGGAGGUACUGGGGAUUGAACCCAGGACCUCAUACAUGCUAAGCAUACAUUCUACCACUGAGCUAUACCCUCCCCUCUCAUUUUCUUUAAAACACAGUCAAUGUCCAAAGUUUUUUUUUUUAGUUUAUUUUUAAUGGAGAAAUUUCCACUGGAAACAAAUCUGCCUAAAUAAUUAUCUAGUACCAACUGUAUCAAGGCAAACGAUGAAGGUUAGAAAAUCUAAAAACUAGAUUAAUGUAGCCUUUUUCAACAUACCCACAAUAAAGUUGUAUAAAUGGAUACUUCAUAAAAAUCUUUUUGAAAAAUUGGGGUAAUAAACACAACCCUUUAAACACCCCUCUCCAGUGAAUGAUUCUUGAGUUUUUAUUUCACUGAAUUUACCUUGUAGUUUCCUUUCCUCAUAAAAUGUAGGUCCAGUGAACCAUUGAUCUGGUUCGCUAUAGGUGAAUAUGACCCAGGCUCUCUUAUUUCUGCUCCUGUGAGCUGACACCCAUUCUAGCUGCUUAUUUCAUAGAGCUUGGAAGCUCACGUAAAAUUUUACUGCCAUGAUAAAAUGUCACUAGCAUUUGUCAUCAGAGAAACUGUAUGGCUUAGAAAGGUUUAAAAGUACAGUGUUCACUGAGUCCAACAAGGCACUUGACAGCCCUAUUGACGUCUUUAAGGCUAAGGUGGAAGCUAUGAUGGGAAAAUCGUUAGCCAGGUGGAUUCCUAGCUAUUGAAACUCCUAAGCAAGUUGAAUAAUGAUUCACAUUAAACGAGGAAAUUUCCAGUCCUUUGGAUGAAAACAUGAAGAAUUCUAUGGAAGGUAUUAUCAAAUUUGCAUGUAACAGAGCUGGAAUGUUUAAAUAUGAUGACAUUAUUAAGAUUUAAAACUACUUCAGUGCUGAGACAAAUUUAAGAUGAAAUUGGACCUAUUCCAUUGCAAAGGUAAAAGGAAGGGAAACCUGCCUUCAUAGUGGUAUCUUCAGGAAAAAAAACCUAGCAUUUUUAUUUGACCAAAUUCCAGUAUAAACCCACAGUACAGCACACCUGGCAAAGGGACAGGAGGAGAGAACUGAAGCCUUGUAAGAGUGUUGAUGGAAGGACGUGUCCAGAUCAAAAGAAUAGUCCCGCUGGACUCUGAUGCAUUGAGAUUAAUCACAGCUAGAAUAUUGUGUUCUAAUCCAGGUGUCACAGACUUUGGCCAAGUAUUACUUUUGAAAGAGUAGGAACAGGAGGGUGAUGACUUUGAAAAUACUUCUCAAGAGGAAUACAUAAAAGAAUUAAGAAAGUUCUUUCUGGAGAUGAAUUCAGACAUCCAAAUGGCAGCUAUUUUCAAAUACUUGGAGGCUGUGAAAGAGAGGGUAGGGUUAUUCUUCAUUGCUUCAGAAGCCAAAGCUUUAGAGAAAUGGUUGGAAAAUACGAGAGCUUAGCUCAGUAUGAGGAAGCAGUUUCUAAUAAUUAUUGUUAAUCACAAAUACAUCCUGCUGCUGUUAGUGUUCAAACAAAGCCUGUGGCUGCCAGGAGUGUUUAAGAAGGAAUUCCUCUUUUGAGUAGAUGUUCAUACCAAAUCAGCUUUGAGGUCUCCUCCAAAGUUUAAGAUGCAGCAAAUACAUAAUAUCAGAAAGACAUCACUCAGGGAGGAGGUUAUAGCUCAGUGGUAGUGUGCCUGCUUGGCAUGCACGGGGUCCUGGGUUCAAUCCCCAGUACCUCCAUUAAAUAAAUAAAUAGAUAAAUAAACCUAAUUACCCUCCCCCACACACAAAAAAAGAAAAAUACAUCACUCAGAUGAGAGAAAUGUUUACAAUGCUGGCUCUUAGAAAUGGCGUUUAGAUGGCUGCAACUCCUUUAUACUGUAGGAAUAUAGUUUAAGCACUGUCUUAGACCUCAUAAUCAGCCAGUAUUUAUUCAGAAAUUAUCAUCCGUUUUCUUGUGGGUUAUCUGGUAACUGAGAAUGGGAGGUUAAGAGCUGUAUAUGACCAUAAGAAAGCCAAAGGCUCUUACAGAAUGAAUAAAGGUUCUUUUUCUUCCUUUACAGAAUUUACAGUUGCUCUCUGUCCAUUCCACCCACCGCUGUCUUCACUGCACAUACACAGAGACAAAAAUCUAACUCAAAUACCCAGUUUAUUAUUCAUGCACUCCACCAUAUUGAGGUCUCUUUGGGUCAUUGUUUCUAGCCCCUGUCCUCCACAGUUGUUGACUCAUAAGGAGUAGUCCGUAAAUGUUUGUUAAAUAAACAUGCCUUCUUAAAAAUUC
Messenger RNA from Camelus dromedarius (Arabian camel), 7566 nucleotides. It is a transcript of the gene NLN, whose product is annotated as neurolysin. Gene Ontology annotation, molecular function: metalloendopeptidase activity. Gene Ontology annotation, biological process: proteolysis; peptide metabolic process. The record is from RefSeq and is a predicted model, not a curated record. Gene Ontology annotation, cellular component: mitochondrial intermembrane space. The coding region runs from base 149 to 2263 and encodes 704 amino acids. Lineage: Eukaryota; Metazoa; Chordata; Mammalia; Artiodactyla; Camelidae. The transcript has 13 exons.